ACAGUUUGAAGUACCCAAGAAGGAAAAUAUUAACAAGUCAAAGAAUUCUGAGAAAGUUGGAGAGCAAGAAUGGAAGUGUUUAGCUUUGAGAGACAGAUUAAGCAUUACAACAGCCAUCAGAAGAUACUCUUAGUGGGAGAAGGAGACUUCUCUUUUGCCGUUUGCUUAGCCAGAGCUUUUGGCUCGGCUGUCAACAUGUUUGCGACUUCUCUCGACUCCAGAGAGUCUUUGAUGCUGAAUUAUUCAAAAGCUAUGAGCAAGGUGAUGGAAUUAGAGGCCAGGGGAUGCAAAGUAUUGCUUGAGGUGGAUGUCCACAGCAUGAGCCAACACCCUUUCUUAAUUAGUGAACGCUUUGAUUGCAUAAUAUAUAAUUUUCCUCAUGUCGGUUACUUGCACGGUCCCUUUUCUGCUGAAUGCAACGGGUUCCAAAAUUGGUUUCAUCAGGAUCUGAUAAGGGGAUUCCUCCAGAAUGCAAGCCAACUUCUUACCGCGGUAGGAGAAAUUCAUGUGACACACAAGACAACAUUUCCUUUCAGUGAACAGAAAAUAGUGGAGUUAGCACAAGAGGUUGGGUUAUAUCUGGUUCAUGAAGAACAUUUCUUACUUUUGGAUUAUCCAGCUUAUGAAAAUAAGAGAGGAGCUUGGAUUUGUGAUCAACCUUUUCCUGUGGGAAUGUGUAUAACCUUCAAAUUUGCCAAGCUGCCCAGUUAUACCACUUCCGGUUUCAACCUUGGCAUUACUGCUCCGGGUCCAUGGUCUGGAUAUUCUGGAAUUAUUGGUCCUCACAUGCAAUGUGAUGUUACUGGGAAUAUGCCAAAAUAUACAAGUACUAUUGAAUAUAGCAAGGCUUAUAGCAGUUAUCAGAAGAUACUCUUAGUGGGAGAAGGAGACUUCUCCUUUGCAGCUUGCUUAGCUAGGGCAUUUGGCUCUGCUGCCAACAUAGUUGCAACUUCUCUCGACUCCAGAGAGUUUUUAAUGGUGAACUAUUCAAAAGCUAUGAGCAACUUAAAGGAAUUAGAGGACAGGGGAUGCACAAUUUUGCAUUGUGUGGAUUGCAAAACAAUGAACCUUCACCCUCGCCUUUAUAAUAAGCGGUUUGAUCGGAUAAUCUUUAAUUUUCCUCACUCGGGUUACUCGAAUGGUCUCUCUUCGUCUGAAUAUAGCAUUUUCCAAAUUUUGUCACAUCAGAAUUUGGUGGGGGCAUACUUCAAGAGUGCUCGAGAAAUGCUGACCGAAACAGGAGAAGUUCAUGUGACACACAAGACAACAUAUCCGUUCAGUGAAUGGAACAUAGUGACGUUAGCGCUAGAGGCUGGGCUAUUUUUGGUCGAUGUAGAGAGUUUCUCAUUAUGGAAUUAUCCAGGUUAUCAGAACAAGAGAGGGGCUGGAAUAUGUGACCAAACUUUUCCUGUUGGAAAGUCUAGCAUCUUCAAAUUUUCCAAGUACCUUCCAGUUUCCUUCGAGAGUACUAGUUGUCCAUGGUUGAUGUUCUAGGCCACAUCAUGCUUUGUUUUAGUUUAGUUGAAGUUUGUUGUGUGUAAUGUUUAAGCAAGUGAAUUUCGUAAGCCAAAUUGUUUUCUGUUUAUUGCAUCAAUAGAGUUGAAA
Messenger RNA from Prunus dulcis (almond), 1605 nucleotides. RefSeq lists its product as uncharacterized. The transcript is spliced from 6 exons. The record is from RefSeq and is a predicted model, not a curated record. Gene Ontology annotation, molecular function: rRNA (uridine-N3-)-methyltransferase activity. Gene Ontology annotation, cellular component: cytoplasm. Gene Ontology annotation, biological process: rRNA base methylation. Bases 70 to 1494 code for a protein of 474 amino acids. Lineage: Eukaryota; Viridiplantae; Streptophyta; Magnoliopsida; Rosales; Rosaceae.